GCGGUAAACAUUCAGCUGAAGCACGGCAGCUUGGGUGAAUCACUGUCAAAACUCCGCACACCUGGCACAAAACAUCCGAAUAAAAAGUAAUGUUAUGCUGUGCGCCUGCAUUGAUGCUAACUUGAAUGGUGCAUAUGCUUGUCUGAAAGUCUGACUUGUACACCGCUAGCUGGAUGUGAAAAUGAAUCCUCAGGAUCCCCAAAAGAUCAUUCUGAACAGCACAUGCACCGUCUCUCUGCAUGACCGCUUCACCAGUUUGCUGAAGCCUCUGCCGGCAGAUGUAAUGGACAUCACAGCCGCAGUGAACCAGCAGACUGCAGCCUCGCUGAAGAACCAGCGCCUGGCUCUGGAGAUGGCCAACAGACCUUCUGUGCUGGCCGCCCUUCAUAACACAUCUAAUAUAAAUAAUCAACUGUGCAAAGUGAGCAUGAAGGCGAGACUCGGCUGUCCCGUGGGGAGAGGGGGCACCAUGGGAUUGCGGGGGCAAAUGAGAGGAGGAGGCGGUGGCAGAAGAGGACUGGUCAAAGGAUUUUACACAAGGAAAAGCAUAAGAUGUCUGCGAGGGGUAGUCUCCUCUUUAGGUGUUCAGAAGGGGUGGAGCCAGCAACAGCGUGGAGGAAAUGUGAAUUGGACUGGACCAGUGGUAAACAGAGGUGGGGGAACCAUUAGAAAGACAGAAGGAAAUGCAGAGCGGCAGGUGCCACAUUCAGGAACAGCACAAGUUGGCGCCCGUUUUACGGCUGUCAGUAGGGCACAUUCAGGGUGCAGCCGGGCCAGAUUCGACAGCCACCAGAUUCCUUCUCGGGAGCAGUUGGAUGAACAACUGGAUGAGUACAUGUCCAUGACCAAGAGCCAUCUGGAUGCAGAGUUGGAUGCAUAUAUGGCUGAGGUGGAUUUGGGUGACCGUGUGUGAUUGAGCUCCACUGCAUAUUCCUUAGUUCAACCCUAACUAAUGGAGCAUGUAGUCUGACUUGCAGAUAGACUGCUCUGUUACAGGGCUAUUUGUCCUUAUUGAUUGACUCCAGCAGACUUGAACUAAUUGUAUAUAGUUGCUGCGUCCCUCAGAGCUCUGCUGCUUAGGAACCUUUGACUUCCAGUUUGUUACACUAAUUGAACAAUAAUUAUUUUUCCCCCAGUCUUACUGAACAAGAAAGAUUUGAAAGCUUUCCGAAGGCUUGUGCUGCAUUCUAGGAAAACUCUUUAAUAGUCCAGCAUGAUGUUGUUUCAGAGAAAACCGUUUCACUUUAUUUGAUAAUUAGUUCCAUUGAAUACUCGCAUUGAAUGGACAUGAAUCACCCCUCAGUUAAAAGUUUACUAUUUAAUAUUUUUAUUAGCUGUUUGCAGUUAGAAACAAAUGUGUUUAAUAGCCAACAUGACAUCCUUUUCCUUGUGUUUUAGUCGUAAAUUGAAUCAAGAAUUGUAUAACACAAAUAAUAAGAUUUCAAACUUAUUUGGGUUAUAACUGGUCUGUCGGAGCUACUUCAUGUGCCAAGCAUCUUUUCUUUUUCACAACAGGGUUUUGUAUCAUUCUGAUUUGAUUAGAAUAUGCAAGAUUGACUGUACACAUUUAUAUUGUUGGAUUAUGUGCUACAGGUGGUGAUUAAAAAUAAAUAAAAAAUUCAUGUGGAACUGUUUAAACACACUCCUUGUGGUGAUAGUUGGUUUUCCUAUUCU
Onychostoma macrolepis is the source of this 1674-nucleotide messenger RNA. RefSeq names its product chromatin target of PRMT1b (gene chtopb). Bases 182 to 913 code for a protein of 243 amino acids. NCBI's taxonomy places the organism in Eukaryota, Metazoa, Chordata, Actinopteri, Cypriniformes, Cyprinidae. The record is from RefSeq and is a predicted model, not a curated record. The transcript is spliced from 7 exons.